CCAGCUCUCAUCUCCACUGAUCAGGGUUUCACUGAACUGCACUGGCCCUCCCAGCUGGGCACCCUGUCCCCUUCCGCCUUUGCCACACGUUAGAUUUGGUGACAUUCAGGAAAUGCUUGUCUCCUGCUGUUGAUGAAUAAUUUCAGAGUACUAUGGAUCAUGCUGAAGAAAAUGAAAUCCUUGCAGCAACCCAGAGGUACUAUGUGGAAAGGCCUAUCUUCAGUCAUCUGGCCCUCCAGGAAAGACUGCACAAGAAAGACAAGAUUCCAGAUUCCAUUGGGGAUAAGCUGAAACAGGCAUUCACAUGUACUCCUAAGAAAAUAAGAAAUAUCAUUUAUAUGUUCUUACCAAUAACUAAGUGGUUGCCUGCAUACAAAUUCAAGGAGUAUGUGUUGGGUGACUUGGUCUCAGGCAUAAGCACAGGGGUGCUUCAGCUUCCUCAAGGUCUAGCCUUCGCGAUGCUGGCAGCUGUGCCCCCGGUGUUUGGCCUGUACUCUUCGUUUUACCCUGUUAUCAUGUAUUGUUUUUUUGGAACCUCCAGACACAUAUCCAUAGGUCCAUUUGCUGUUAUUAGCCUGAUGAUUGGCGGUGUGGCUGUUCGAUUAGUACCAGAUGAUAUAGUCAUUCCGGGAGGAGUAAAUGCAACCAACGGUACAGAAGCGAGAGAUGCCUUGAGAGUGAAAGUCGCCAUGUCUGUGACCCUACUUACAGGAAUCAUUCAGUUUUGCCUAGGUGUCUGUAGGUUUGGAUUUGUGGCCAUAUACCUGACAGAGCCCCUGGUGCGCGGCUUCACCACCGCGGCGGCCGUGCACGUCUUCACCUCCAUGUUAAAAUACCUGUUUGGAGUUAAAACCAAGCGGUACAGUGGGAUCUUUUCAGUGGUGUAUAGUACAGUUGCUGUGUUGCAGAAUGUUAAAAACCUCAACGUGUGUUCCCUAGGCGUCGGGCUGAUGGUUUUUGGUUUGCUGUUGGGUGGCAAGGAGUUUAAUGAGAGAUUUAAAGAGAAAUUGCCAGCACCCAUUCCUUUAGAGUUCUUUGCGGUGGUAAUGGGAACUGGCAUUUCAGCUGGGUUUAGCUUGCAUGAAUCCUACAAUGUGGAUGUCGUUGGGACUCUGCCUCUGGGGCUACUACCUCCAGCCAAUCCAGACACCAGCCUCUUCCAUCUUGUGUACGUGGAUGCCAUUGCUAUAGCCAUUGUUGGGUUUUCAGUGACUAUCUCAAUGGCCAAGACCUUGGGAAAUAAACAUGGCUACCCGGUUGAUGGCAAUCAGGAGCUCAUUGCACUGGGACUGUGCAAUUCCAUUGGCUCCCUCUUCCAGACAUUCGCAAUUUCAUGCUCCUUGUCUCGAAGCCUCGUCCAGGAGGGAACCGGAGGGAAGACACAGCUUGCAGGUUGUUUGGCCUCGUUAAUGAUUCUGAUGGUCAUAUUAGCCACCGGAUUCCUCUUUGAAUCAUUACCCCAGACCAUCUGGCUUACAACUUUUGUUUCCUCCUUGUUCCUGGGAUUGGACUAUGGUUUGAUUACUGCUGUGAUCAUCGCACUAAUGACAGUGAUAUAUAGAACACAGAGUCCGAGCUACAAAGUCCUUGGACAGCUUCCUGACACUGAUGUGUAUAUUGAUAUAGACGCAUAUGAGGAGGUAAAAGAAAUUCCCGGAAUAAAAAUAUUCCAAAUAAAUGCCCCAAUUUAUUAUGCAAAUAGCGACUUAUAUAGCAAUGCAUUAAAAAGAAAGACUGGAGUGAACCCAGCUUUUAUAAUGGGAGCAAGAAGAAAGGCCAUGAAGAAGUAUGCUAAAGAAGUCGGGAAUGCAAACAUGGCCAAUGCAACCAUUGUCAAGGCGGAUGCAGAAGUAGAUGGAGAAGAUGCUACAAAGCCUGAAGAAGAGGAUGAUGAAAUAAAAUUUCCUCCAGUGGUCAUCAAGAGUACAUUUCCUGAAGAACUGCAAAGAUUUAUGCCCCCAGGGGAUAACAUCCACACUGUCAUUCUGGAUUUUACACAAGUCAAUUUUAUUGAUUCUGUUGGUGUAAAAACUCUGGCAGGGAUUGUAAAAGAAUAUGGAGAUGUCGGUAUUUAUGUGUAUUUAGCAGGAUGCAGUGCACAAGUUGUUAAUGACCUCACUCAAAACCGUUUUUUUGAAAAUCCUGCCUUAAAGGAACUGCUGUUCCACAGCAUUCACGAUGCAGUUUUAGGGAGCCAGCUUCGAGAGGCGCUUGCUGAACAAGAAGCCUUGACCCCUCCGCCCCAGGAGGAUUCAGAGCCCAAUGCCACUCCUGAGGCGUGAGGAACUCAGCCUGGGAUGGGGUAUGAGCCUCUCCUGAAAUUACUAAUAUACACAUUUUAAAUGCUAGCCACUAGAUUUUUUCCCCUAAGGGUAAAUAUGAGUAGUCAAGGCUUGAUUUGGAGGGUGAAUGACGCAUAGCAAGAUGUAUCUUACUUGUGUUUGUUUUUUAAUUGACUAUUUCCAAGAUAAA
Molecule: messenger RNA, 2472 nt
Organism: Molossus molossus (Pallas's mastiff bat)
Lineage: Eukaryota; Metazoa; Chordata; Mammalia; Chiroptera; Molossidae
Gene: SLC26A5
Product: solute carrier family 26 member 5
Exons: 18
Coding region: 153-2282 (709 amino acids)
Biological process (GO): transmembrane transport
Cellular component (GO): membrane
Molecular function (GO): secondary active sulfate transmembrane transporter activity; bicarbonate transmembrane transporter activity; chloride transmembrane transporter activity
Source: RefSeq, a predicted model, not a curated record